CUGCGGCUGUGGCAGCGCGAAGAACUGCAAGCGAGAGACGCAGUGCAGGAUUCAUCAAAUUCUUCCCAAGUUCAGCGUAGCUAACAAAGAUGGCGUCGCACUCUCAGUACUAUUUUUGCUGGAACUGCGAAGAGUUGGACUCUGCGGAGAACAAGUGUAGCUCGUACUUGUCCUCCUCUUCGUCGGGGUCGGAGGACGAGCAGGCGGAAGACGAUGGGCAAGAUGAAGUGGAGGAAGAUUCGGUCGCCGACGAGCAGCAGCAGCAUGGCGAUGUCGACGACGACUACGAUGAAGAGGACGAAGAGGAUGAAAACGACGACGACGGCGACGAGGAGGAUGAAGACGAAGACGAUGAAAACGACGGCGACGAGGAGGAUGAAGACGAAGACGAUGAAAACGACGGCGACGGCGAUGAGGAGGACGAUGAAGACGACGAAUAUGAUGGUGACGGGAGCGACGGUGACGGGGCCAGCGACGGGUCUGACGGGGACGACGACGGUGACGACGAGGAUGAAGAUGGAGAAGAAGACGACGGUGGUAAGGGUAAGGAUGAAGAGGACGAGGGAGUUGACGGUGAGGAGGAAAAAGAAGAGGGCGAUGCCGAGAACGAGGACGGCGACGGUGACGGCAACGAUGGCGAUGGGGAUGGCGAGCAGAACGAGCAGAGUGAAGAUCCAGAGAGUGCAGAUGAAAAUCCAGAUCCGGAAGAGCGACAGUUUCACUUUUGGGCUCCGAUGUGUUGUACCCGGUGCGAGGAUGAGGUCAAGGGACACCUCGAGGGAUUAGAGGGCGUGAAGUCUGUGACGUGCGACUACUGGCAAAAGAAGGUGACCGUGAGCGUGACCGCGACAGCAGAUCGGUGUAAGAUUUUGUUCGCGUGCCACAGAGUGAAAAUCAGCGGCAUGCGAAAGUCCACCUAUUGGGAUGACCGUGAGUGAGCCCGUUUGAGCUGAUCGUAUUGUCGUACACAAGCUCAACCGAUUCUGCCAUUUUUUCAAUGUACCGAUAUUCAGCAGCUAUUUCCAGGGGCUGCGUCGAUCUGGACUCACCAGCUUUUCCUACUGCAGCAGUCGUCGAUAUGCUGUAGUCGUCGAACGAUGAGUUUGGGAUUGGACAUCACGAAGAACCAAAUCCGCUGAAUGCGUCUGACAUUAUCAGUUCAAUCGCGAUUCAAGCUCGAGACCGUUGUAGCUGAAACUGGUGCAAUCUCUUCUGCAUCCUGAAUUUUGCGAACACAAUUUUGUCCUACGUGCUUUGAAACCCGUUUCACACUAAAGGAUUCCAGCAUCGCGAAAUUUUGCUCUUGAUCACAUCAGUGCCAAAGGCGGAGACAAUCAGCGGAUGGAGUUUAACCAUCCACGACUAGGGACAGUCAAACUGCGUGGAGUUUCGGGAUUCCACGACAGCAAUUGUUGCUGAAUCCUUCGAUAGCUCGCAAGAAUUCCUCAGUGUCACAGAUUGAUAGCAUACCGGAUGUUGCCUUGAGGACGAGUCGGUAUGCACAAGCGUGUGAGGGGGUAUCGGCAAGACUCGACUUGCACGCGGGAAUGGAAAUAGCUACGGUGCAAGUUUACCACGUGUACAAUUAUUUUGAAUCUCAGGAAGCAACAUGUGGAUGGAUGUCGUCCGAGUUUUGACUUCCAGCUGUUUCAACGAGGCGUCACCUUCAGAUCAUGGCUGGAGCAGCUGGCGUUCGACCAGAUCUGCCAUCGUUCAUACGCGUGCAAUCCGAUGCAGAUGAAAAGCCACAUCAGCCGGCACUAUAAUUCUCUCUUCAGAUGUGCCUCGUAAUUUCAUUGUAGCUAGGACGGAGAUAAAUCACGAUCGAAGUUCUCCUUGUCUACUCUUCUUUUCUAGGCCAUUGGUGGUUCAAAAGCUUUCGAGUCAUCAAAGCUCCGCAUGCAGUCUUUUCUGAAGAAUUAAGGUCGACAAGAGUCGGAAAGGCGACGCAGUUGCUGGAAUUCAUCUCCGAUUGUCGGCUUCGGCUUUGAGAUUUGGAACUUUUGGACGUGCACACCUACCUGGUGAUCGCUUUUCGACGGAAAGGAGAUGUUCAAAAUCGAUGCCAUUUUGGCGAAAGCGGAGGUGGCCUUCUAAUUGAAUCCUAAGCCAACACCUAGCAAGCAGCUCUUGCAAAUCCCGCCAGGUUGCCUCUCAGGAAAAGUGGCACCUGAUACAUGGAGCGGGAGGCGGAGGCGCAAGCGCUCUUCCCAGCCCACAACUUCACUUAUGAACUGCAUUGGUCAUUAAAGUAAGUACGUGAAUACUGACCCCGUGAAGAGGCGUGCCGUGGGUUGCUCUUAGUCGCUCGAAAUGGUUUGCAGGGGCCAAAGGCUGGUCCUUUUCCGCCACUGCCACCGAGGUUUCGAAGCGAAACGCGGUAAAGAUAUUGCAGCACUUACAGUUUGGAAAUCGUACCUUCGUAUCCAACUGCACAUGGUGAGGCUUCGUUAGAAUCACGGGGAAGAUGUAUGAACCAACCCCAACAGCAGAAAUGCAAGCAGUUUUUGAGAAUCAGGCGGCGGCGCAAAAAGCCUGAUCGCAUCGUUAUAUCGCAGAGUAUCUAGCCUAGCUCACUGGGUGCGAGUGGGUCGAAAGUAAAAAGACUUCAGGCCUUCCACAAGCAUUUUCAAUCUUGUAUACGUACGUGUAUAUGCUGUAUUAUUACUAUGAGGAGUAUAUUCCCAAGUUAGUUGAAAGUUAGAGAUCUUCCUCUAUAAGUGAAAAGGGGGACAGCGAAUGGACAGUUAGGUACUGGUCGGAGGACAGAAGUGACGUAUCGGGAAAUCAAGUACUAUGUCGAUUCUCCAGAUGAAGACAUUGUGGAUUUUCCCAUGCCCGUGCAAAGGAUUAGCGGAUAUUGUGAAAAAGGUUUGAGCCUCAACCUCAGUUGUUUUUAUAUUUCUUUUCCUUUUUCAUUCUGUCACAUGUCUUGGUCGAGGUUUGUCCACUGACGUCAUUGAAAAGUGAAAUGACUGG
Messenger RNA from Marchantia polymorpha subsp. ruderalis, 2979 nucleotides. The record is from the annotation of a GenBank genome assembly. Lineage: Eukaryota; Viridiplantae; Streptophyta; Marchantiopsida; Marchantiales; Marchantiaceae.